AAUCUUUUCCGAUUCGAGGAAAAGUUACGAGCCUCCUUAUCGAGUCACUUCCUCGUAUUGAAACGGGUUCGGUUCCCGUGGAGAUUCCUGUACAUCUCCGCCACAAAGAUACCCACCUGCAAAACGCCUCAGAAUUCAUAUGCAGAUAUGUCAACGAAUCAAAUAGAGUGCAAAGAAUGUCAUUCAAGCACGUAAAGAUGCUCUUGCGAUAAUGUAAAACUGCUUAGGAGUCUGCAGGCCAAAGGACAACAAAGGAAGGUUUAGGCCACCACACUGAUCAUCACAACCAGUUGCUUACUUGGCCUCGGACAAGAAUGGACGAUACAAUUGAGGCCGCAUUGAAUAGUGUUCUUGAGCACGAUGAGGAAAGUUUUGAAGAACUAUGUCAGAAUUUAUCCGUGCUGUCCCCGCGGGAAAUGAAUUUCUCUAAUGGUACUUUUGAUAUAAAGCCACAACAGAAUGGUUUUCAUGAACAUGGUGAAAGAGAGAUGCAAAGCAGGCCAGCAAGAUUCACAGAUCUACUGAAUGUAGAUGAUGAAGGCCUAGAAGACAUAUCAACUGAAGAGCUAGCUGUUGGUUUGUGUGUUGAAUCUCAAAUGGCAUAUGCCUUGGAUAAUAGGGCUUUUGUUCCUAAGGUUGGGAAUUUUGUAGAUGAUAAUGAUGACGAUGAUGAUGAUGAUGAUGAUGAUGAUGAUGAUAGUAGUGAAACAAGUGAUCUUAGUGAACUUAGUGAAUUAGAGGACAUAAACAAGCAAAAGGAAGAAGGAAAAAAGGAAAUUCAUCACAGUGAGGCGAAUAUGACAGGUAAACAGAGCAGCGAAGAGAAAAUAGCCUUAAAAGCUAAAACUAACAUUCCAACAAACACAGAUUUUGACACCAUGAACACUGAAACUGAAAGUUCUGGCUCAAAAGAAAUAGAUACAUCGUCACAAAACAGUCCUUUUAAAGUCAUGGUGCUGAACAAAAUCGCAGAACAGGAUAAGCUACCAGGCGAAGCCACUGAAGACGUAGAUUCUGCCGGCUUCGAUAUCAGACCUCAGAUAACCAAUAUUGAGAUAAAGACGACAUCGAAAAGCAAAUCACCACCAGAAUCGCCUUCAUCAAGCGAAGCCUUCCAGUUGGAAAGAAAACGAUCCAGUGAACCUGACGUGUGUUCAGAUGAUAUUGAAGAAUUCAAGUUGGAUGAGAAUUUUGACUAUGAUAAUGUCGACCUAACCCCACAUGAUUGGUUCUAUAGAGAAGAAUCACAAAGUUGAGAUUACGCUAAUGGAAACUUCGAAGGAGUCGUUUUGUCAUUUCAGAUGCAUAAUUGGAUAUCUGCUGAUCUGCCUGGCACUUACAUUGCUAACAUGGUUUAGCGCCACCUUAAAAUGCAUUCACGUAAAAAUGCUGAGAGAUAUGUUGUAUGGAGAGAAAUACCGUGAUCUUAAAAAGAGAAUUGUUUGAGUCCGAAACUGUAAACAAAGUCGCAAAAACAGCAUCUAUUUGAGAGAUUCAAGAUCUACUUCCAACCAAAAGAAAUGAACCAUUGGAUCAACCAUCAGCAAUAUUGAAGCUGUCAUAAAGCUGUAACUGUCGUAAAGGAAGAAACAUGGGAAUUAUUAUUAUUAUUUAUUUAUUUAAAGUAGGCGUAUAAAAAUAGCUACACAAUAAAAGCUAAUUCAAGCCUACUACAAAGUAAAAUUAUUUAAAGACAAAAAAUAAAAAUACAUGUAUAUCUAACAUAAGAUAUAAUUCAGUAUAAAUAUGAACAAUUUUUUUUUUGCGGUACAGAAUUUGAAAAUGGCUUUGAGAAAAGCAAACAUUUUACAACAUACUUAAAGCUUUUUCGUCUGACACUCCUCAGAGCAUAAAACGUCAGAAUAGGUUCCGAAAAACAUGCACGCUGAACUGGAAAAACUCAAAACGAUCUUCUUGGACAACGGCUAUCCUGAAGACGUCAUUUUAUCUUAUACUAAGGAGAAGAUCGCAAGUUUUUCGGCUGUUCAAAAGUUUGGUCCGCAAAAGUGCCCAGUUUAUUUGAAACUACCAUGGAUUGGUAACACUUCCUUGCGAUUCGAGAGUCAGAUUAGGCAAGCCAUAACCAAUUGUUUCUUUGCUGUCAAUCCUCGGAUUGUUUACAGCACUAGGAGAGCCCUUCCAUCCAUUCAAAAGGAUUGCGUCCCUACCAAACAAAAAAGUUCCGUCAUUUAUGAAUUUACGUGCCAGUGUGAUUCUGGCUACGUAGGGCGCACAACCCAAAGAUUGGGGGAUAGGAUAAAACAGCAUGUUCCUUCCAACAUACGUAACAAAACUGCCCCUCAAAGAGAACAGCCUCCUCGAUCUUGUAGGUCUAGAAACACUGUUAAAACAAGUGAUUCUGCCAUUGGUCAACAUCUUUUAGACAACCCAGAUUGUGCAAAACUCUAUAAUGACGACAUGUUUCGGAUAAUUGGCAGAGCCCGGUCGUCCUUCCAUCUAGCAGUUUUGGAUUCAAUCUACAUAAAAACGAAAAAGCCGCCAUUGUGUAGACAAAAGGAGUUCGUUUUCUCUCUUGGACUCCAUUGGUAAUUUUUCUUUAGGCUCGCGGCACUGAUUGGUCAACUAUACCGGUCUUGUGCUUGCGUUUUUCUGAUUGGCCUAUUUCGAUCCACAACUGGGUAUAUAUUUUUCAAACAUGUUUUUCGGAACCUAUUCUGACGUUUUAUGCUCUGAGGAGUGUCAGACGAAAAAGCUUUAAGUAUGUUGUAAAAUGUUUGCUUUUUUCAAAGCCAUUUUCAGUAUAAAUACAUAUAUACAUAUUCUACAAUGUUUUUACAGCAUUUUGGCAUUUACAAUACAACACAGUCUACAGUUACAUUCCUCUCCUUUCCAAGAUUUUAUUCUGCUUUUAAAGCUGGCGAGGGUAUCUGAUUGUUUCAGAGGAGGGAAAGAGAAAUUCACUCCCUGUAAAAUAACUAAAGUAGAAUAUGACAAUUAUAGAACUGUGUCCUUUGCAAAUUUGGACAAUGUAUUAUAGUAUGGUCUAAUGGGGUAAGUCUUUCAUAAUUAUCUGGAGGUCAGCUUGUUGUCAAAGUUUUUAGCUCUCAGUUGCAUUUUGUCGAUAAAUUAAUCUCCAACCUCUGUAUGUUUUAAUUUGUUCUUCGCAGAGAGGAAAUGCUUUCAUUGGUAAGUUCCUCGCAGUAAUCCCUUCAAAAUUACCUUGCUAUAAUAAGGUGUAAAGACGACUCAGUGGUAACGAUCCCGAGCUAAAGAUCGAGGGUCUGUGGUUGAGUCCCUUUACACAACCAACACCUCACUUAGAGUGGGGUGAGUAGCAAGCUCUUUGUGAUUGUAGGUGCAAGAAUAACGGAACC
Molecule: messenger RNA, 3335 nt
Organism: Rhopilema esculentum
Lineage: Eukaryota; Metazoa; Cnidaria; Scyphozoa; Rhizostomeae; Rhizostomatidae
Source: RefSeq, a predicted model, not a curated record